AUGGUAAAGGAAACCGAAUACUAUGAUAUUCUCGGGGUCAAUCCUUCUGCAUCCGAGGAAGAGAUUCGCAAGGCUUACUAUCUUAAGGCAAGGCAAGUUCACCCUGACAAAAACCCAAAUGAUCCUCAGGCAGCUGAAAAAUUUCAGGUAUUAGGAGAAGCAUACCAAGUUUUGAGUGAUCCAGCACAAAGAGACGUUUAUGACCGCAAUGGAAAGAACAGUAUAUCUAAGGAUUCAAUGCUUGAUCCGACUGCAGUUUUCGCUCUUCUUUUCGGAAGCGAACUUUUUGAGGACUAUAUCGGUCAUUUAGCUGUAGCAUCUAUGGCGUCUAAUGAAUUAGCGUGCGAAAAUGAUAAUUCCGAUAAAGUCCAUGACAGGCUCAAGGUAGUUCAAAGGGAGAGAGAAGAAAAACUUGCUAGGAAACUUAAAGAGUUUCUUCACCGUUAUGUCUGUGGGGACAGAGAAGGCUUCUUAAGAAAAGCUGAAUCCGAAGCUGAACGACUUUCCCGGGCAGCUUUUGGUGCUGAAAUCUUGCACACAAUUGGAUACAUAUACACAAGACAGGCAGCACUACAGCUCGGGAAAAAGGUCAUGUAUCUUGGAGUGCCAUUUCUAGCCGAGUGGGUUCGAAAUAAAGGGCAUUUUUGGAAAUCACAACUCACUGCAGCAAAAGGUGCUUUUCAGCUGCUCCAGCUUCAGGACGAUGUUAAACGUCAGUUCAAGAUGGACGGUGGUGGAUCGGAAAAUGAAUUCGAGUCUCAUCUAAGGCUAAACAAGGACACACUAAUGAACUCACUUUGGAAAUUGAAUGUGGUUGAUAUUGAAGUUACUCUACUACAUGUCUGCCAAAUGGUUCUACAAGAAAGCUAUGUUAGGAAGGAAGAACUAAAAAAACGCGCAGUGGCCUUGAAAAUCUUGGGAAACAUCUUUCAGAAUCAGAAAAACACUCACAAUGUUGGGACAUCAAAAAGGGCCGAUGCAGACGAUAGCAGUUCAGAAAGUUCUGUAGAAGAAGAUGACUCGCCAAGAUCCCUAAACUACAAAACUCCGUUACUUACACAGGGCAUCGGGAGACUCUUCAGGUGCCUCUGUAACCCGGCAUUCGAUGUUGACGAUGAGGAGAUUGUGUACAGAGGACGAUGA
This is a messenger RNA of Striga hermonthica, 1143 nucleotides long. NCBI's taxonomy places the organism in Eukaryota, Viridiplantae, Streptophyta, Magnoliopsida, Lamiales, Orobanchaceae. The record is from the annotation of a GenBank genome assembly.